AAGUUACGACGUUUAAAAUAGCUGCAUAUUUUGUUAUCGCAAAAUAUGCUGAUUUGAAUGCACCAUUUAUAAACAUCGUAGUUGAUUGCAAGGUUUCCAACUAGAAAUUUUUCUUUAUCGUCAUUAGUUGAAAGUUCCAAAAGUGAAACGGAAUCUCGGAAAGAAUACAGUAAUGGACCUUUUGCAAGGAGUCCAGGAUGGUUUACAGGAAAAUGGCGAUGUUCUAGAUCCAGACAUUGCGCCAGCUGUUGGAAGUGAUGUGGCCAGUUUGGAAAAACUGUUGAAAAUUGUGAAGAAGUUGAAUCUCAGUAUUGAGAACGAAGAACAGUUGAAGGAGGUUUUGAAAAAAAAGGCUGAAAGGGGUAUGCUCGGAGGUUUUAUGCCAGAAUCCCUAAAAAAUAUUGGGGAUGUGGGGAAGGAUUCCGAUGAAUAUGACGGACCUAUAAUUUUACUAUAUCUCUUGAUUUUGGUGUCCUUUGUGCUUAUAGUGUUGGCUUUCUUCGGCUAUAAACUGUACAAAUCACACGUGGAAAGGGAACGAAAAAGAGAAGAAAAACGAAGAUUAAAACAACAGAAAAAAAAGAAAUAAUCGGAUCUAGCUAAUAAGAGUUUUUAUUGAAUCCUGAUGUACCUAUAAUAUUGAGUAUGAAAAAGUUAAAAAAUUUGUCUUGUAAAAUGUGAGAAUGUUUAGUAAGAGUUGUGGGCGUAUUAUUCCUUCAUAAUGAAAUAGAUCAAUUGUUCACGAA
Molecule: messenger RNA, 746 nt
Organism: Coccinella septempunctata (seven-spotted ladybird)
Lineage: Eukaryota; Metazoa; Arthropoda; Insecta; Coleoptera; Coccinellidae
Exons: 2
Coding region: 173-589 (138 amino acids)
Source: RefSeq, a predicted model, not a curated record